AUGACGAGACCAGAAAAAAGAGUCGCGGUUCUUCCUCCGAGUGCAGAUCCUUUCUACAAGGCCCCAGCAGGCUAUGAAGCCACCGAGCCAGGAACGAUUCUAGCCCAUAGAAAGGUUCCCCAUCCAAUUGCCGCUUUGGGCCCCAUACCGCUUCGUCUUGCAGGCGCAUACCAAAUUCUAUAUCGAUCGAACGACAAUUUUGGAAAUCCCACAGUUGCAGUAACUACGGUCCUUAUUCCCCAAAAUGCAGAUACUACGAAACUGCUCUCCUACCAGAUUCCAGAGGACGCGCCAUCGCCUGACUGUGCGCCGUCAUAUGUUCUGCAAACAGGUCCAGAAAAGGGCGAUAUUCUAUCGAGGCUGGGAAUCCAAAUCCACACUGUUUUGUUCAUAGCCGCGCUGGAGAAGGGUUGGGUCGUGUCUAUCCCUGACUUCGAGGGCUUACAGGGAGCUUUCCUGGCAAAUCGUCGAGCCGGUUAUGCCGUCCUCGAUGGGAUCCGAGCGGUUCUCAAUUCUACGAAGUUCACAAAAGUCUCACCCAAUGCUAAAACGUCGAUCUGGGGAUACUCCGGCGGGAGUCUUGCAACCGGGUUUGCAGCCGAGUUGCAGCCGUUGUAUGCCCCCGAAUUAGAAAUCGCUGGUGCUGCCCUGGGAGGUCUCAUCGGUAGCAUUGAGAACGUUAUCUAUACUCUGAACAAGGGGCCUUUCGUGGGAUUAGUAUUCUCAGGGUUCCAUGGCAUGUCGCAUGAAUAUCAGGACAUCGCCUCGAUAAUCCGGGAACAGCUCACGGAUGAUCCUGUUAAGAGAAAUAAGUUUCUUCAGGCGGCCGAUAACUGCUUCUUGGCGAACGUCUUGCAAUUUACAUUCGAGGACAUCUUUUCGUAUUUUAAGGACCCUAAUAUAUUGCAGUAUCCCGCUGUCCAGCAGGCGUUUGCUGACAAUAACCUUGGACAGUAUGCGCCGGAGAUUCCCUUGUUUGUUUAUAAGGGAAGUUUGGAUGAGAUCAGCCCUGUACGUGACACGGAAAGCAUUGUGUCUGGGUACUGCGCUGCUGGGACGAGCGUCAAAUACAAUGAGGUCGUGACUCAUGCUCAUGUGAUAUUGCAGAUGGACGGCUUUGCGGAAGCUUUCGCCUGGUUGGAGAAGAGAAUGAAUGGUGUCCCCGCAGAGAAGAGAUGCAAGCAGACUGAGGAGUUGCUGCCUUUGUCUGAACCUGGGACGCUGGAUGCUUUAGGGACGACAGUUGUCGCGGAAAUAGAGAAUCUUUUAGGUAUUUAA
Messenger RNA from Aspergillus tanneri, 1278 nucleotides. RefSeq lists its product as uncharacterized. The transcript has 2 exons. Bases 1 to 1278 code for a protein of 425 amino acids. Gene Ontology annotation, biological process: lipid catabolic process. The record is from RefSeq and is a predicted model, not a curated record. NCBI's taxonomy places the organism in Eukaryota, Fungi, Ascomycota, Eurotiomycetes, Eurotiales, Aspergillaceae. Gene Ontology annotation, molecular function: triacylglycerol lipase activity.